AUGGCUUCGCUCCUCCGACUGGCGGUCAUAUUGCUGACCGUAGCCAGCGCGUCCCUCCUUCACACGACUACGGCGGACCUCCUGCUGAGGCCAGAGCGCGUGCCUCGCGCGCAGUUCCGCAUUCGCUGCAACUUCAGCCACGCGCUGCGGGAUGACCCCAUCGUCUUCCCUGGGCAGCCCGGCAAGUCCCACCUGCACGACUUCCUCGGCAGCACGAUCACCAAAGCCGACACCACCGAUGCCAGGGCGCUGGUGGGCAGCAAGACAACGUGCGGGCUGAAGGCGGACUCAGCAGCGUACUGGUUCCCGUCCAUGUUCAUGCGCACCAACCAGAAGGACGCCAAGGGCCAGUACAUCUACAAGCACUUAAAGCCCAACUGGACGCUCUUCUACUACCGCACGUCCGUCAAGAACCCGGAAACCAUCAUGCCCUUCCCGCGGGGCUUCCGGAUGAUCACAGGCAACCCAUUCGCAGGAUCUAAACAAGCUGACGACAUGGCGAACGUGGAAUGGUGGUGCGGCGCGCGCGGCAAGCACGGUAACGACUUCCCGCACCAGAAGUGUCCUGCAGGCGACCAGCUGAUCGGCAAGAUCAACUUCCCCGUGUGCUGGGACGGCAAGAACACCGACAGCGCGGAUCACCGCAGCCACGUGGUGCACAUCCCGCUCAACACCACGUGCCCGUCGUCCCACCCCGUGCCGCUGCCGCGCAUCAGCAUCAAGGUGUACUACCCCGUCGACACGGACCUCGACCUCACGUGGCCCGAGAACGGCGUCAAGGGCAACCCCGCUGUCUACCUCUCCACCAUACAGAGCGGCGGCACGGGCAGCCCCUUUGAGUAUCACAGCGACUUUAUCAACGGGUGGGACCAGAAGGUGCUUGGCCGACUCGUGAGGAAGUGCAUCAACCGCAACAAGAAGUGUCUCGUGCAGGAAGACAAUCAUGUGUAA
Molecule: messenger RNA, 951 nt
Organism: Closterium sp. Naga37s-1
Lineage: Eukaryota; Viridiplantae; Streptophyta; Zygnematophyceae; Desmidiales; Closteriaceae
Source: the annotation of a GenBank genome assembly